Messenger RNA from Microstroma glucosiphilum, 2157 nucleotides. Its product is annotated as MFS general substrate transporter. Lineage: Eukaryota; Fungi; Basidiomycota; Exobasidiomycetes; Microstromatales; Microstromataceae. Gene Ontology annotation, biological process: transmembrane transport. The coding region runs from base 231 to 2024 and encodes 597 amino acids. Gene Ontology annotation, molecular function: transmembrane transporter activity. The transcript has 5 exons. The record is from RefSeq and is a predicted model, not a curated record.
AGCACUUGCCCCACGGCCUCGACCCUUCCCCCUCCCACUUCUCCCCACAGCCGUCCUCCUGCUCCCAGUCUCAACAAAGAGCUCUUCUCUCAUCCCCUCACAUCGUUCCAUCAGCUGACACCUCCUACCCUCUCGAUCCGACCUCUUCGUCACCGUUGCUCUUUUCGUACCUACGCUAGACCUCGCGGACAUACCCUACUCCCGUCCAUACUAUCGACCCCAACCCCGAGAUGGGAAGCAUCCAAAUACCAGAGGCCGAACACGAGGCUGUCAUCGUACCCUCCAUCCCUGCUACACCCGCGGUAGCCCUAGUACCCGAUACCCCCGCUGGCACCCUCUGCGAUGGUCAGGACACAGCCAUGGGCAAGGACAGUAGUAUUGACCAUCACGCAGCCGAGAAGACCACGACAGCGGCGGCUGCGGCGGAGGACGAUGCCGAAUACCCACGUGGAGUGAGGUUUAUCCUCAUCAUGCUCGUCGUUGCAUUUGACGUAUUUCUCGUCGCACUCGAUCAGACUAUCGUUUCCACCGCGGUGCCUCAAGUGACGAAUGAGUUCAACAGCUUCAGCGACGUAGGAUGGUACGGAAGUGCCUACCUGCUCACCUCCACCGCCUUCCAGCCCCUCUUCGGUCGACUGUACGCCUCAUUCGGCGUCAAGUGGAUUUAUCUCCUCGCCUUUUGCAUCUUCGAGCUAGGUUCCCUCCUCUGCGCCGUCGCCACAUCUUCACCCAUGUUCAUCGUCGCACGAGCCAUUGCCGGUCUGGGAAUGGCCGGAGGUUACUCGGGAUGUCUCAUCAUCAUCAACCUCGUCGCACCUCUGCACGUCAGGCCCCUUUUGACCAGCUUGGUCGGAGUCAUCUAUGGAAUUGGAGGAACAAUCGGACCGAUCAUCGGUGGUGCACUGACAUCCGAGGCCACCUGGAGGUGGUGCUUCUACCUCAAUCUCUUUUGCAUCCCCGUCGUCGUCCCCGUCAUCGUCUUCUUCCUCAAAGUCAAGCACCGCCCUCAGACCACGUCUCUCACCGCCCGCCUCCUCGCAAUUGACUGGCUGGGCACCGCACUGAUCCUCUGCAGUCUCAUCUGUAUCCUGCUUGUCUUUCAAUGGGGUGGUAUCAAGUAUGCCUGGUCCGACUCGAGGAUCAUUGGACUCAUUGUCGGAUUCUUUGCCAUUGCAGUCGCUUUUGCUGUCGACCAGUGGUACAUGGUAGACAGGGCUACGACACCCUUCAGGAUCUUUAAGCAACGCACGAUCCUCGGAGGAAGCAUUGUCAACUUUAUGGUCGGAGCUACCUACUUUGCUGAGCUUUACUUUUUACCAAUCUACUUCCAAUCGAUCAAGGGAGACUCAGCCAUCAGGAGUGGAGUUGCAACUCUGUCCUUCAUCAUCUCUGUCAUCUUCUCCGUCUCCAUGACGGGCGGUCUGGUGAACAAGUUCGGUCACUAUAUUCCUUUCCUCUUCAUUGGCACCGCCCUAAUGACCAUCGGCGCUGGUACCCUCUACACUCUCCAGCCCGACACGGGUCUCUCCCAGUGGGUCGGCCUUCAGUUCCUCGCUGGCUUUGGACCAGGCAUGACUUUCAUGCUGCCCUUCAUCGCCAGCACUGCCGUCCUCGCGCCCGCAGAUAUAGAACUCGGCAGCGCCGUCGUCAUCUUCUGGCAGACAUGCGGUGGUGCAAUCGCCGUCUCUCUUGCGCAGUCCAUCUUCCAAAACAAGUUCUCUCUUUACCUCUCUGGCAUCCCCGGAAUCGACCCUGCUGCCAUCCUCUCCAAGGGUGUGUCCGCCUUCCGCGAAACGACUCCACCCGAGUUCUUGCCCGCCGUAGUGGCCGCGGCGAAUCAGGCACUGGGCAAAGUCUGGCUGGCAAUUGUGGUGCUUGGGGGAGUAAGCUUCUUCAGCGUCUUCCUCAUGGAACUCGAUCGAAAGAUUGACGUAGAGGCGAGCAAGCAGGGAGAGGUGGAUAAGAAGGCCAAUCGAUCCGCUCCUGGGGAAGGGGAUGUGGAGAGGGCUAGCACAGAGCCUUAAAGUGGAGGAGCAGGAAGGCGAGGGAAGAUGAUGAUAGUAGAGUGUAUAGAAGAUGCUCGCAAGUACAAACCGCCUUGACCGAGGAUCUUUGUGUCUUCUUGUAAUAGAGCCUCCGUAUAAUGCCUGCCCGCCC